Molecule: messenger RNA, 557 nt
Organism: Anolis sagrei ordinatus
Lineage: Eukaryota; Metazoa; Chordata; Lepidosauria; Squamata; Anolidae
Gene: CFAP141
Product: cilia and flagella associated protein 141
Source: RefSeq, a predicted model, not a curated record
AAGAAAGUGAGAAGAGUUCAACUAUUGGUUUCCCAAGCUUGUCAGCUACUCAAGCACAAUGCAAGCCAAUAAAGGGAAAAAAAUGUCACCGAACCACAACGCCACUUAUGAGCAGAUAUUGAAAGAAGAAGAGAUGUUAGAGAAAAUUCAUGAUUUUACUAAAUUGCUCAAAAGCUGGGAACGUGGCCGCCGCAUGAGCCUACAACUGCAAAAGCAGGAGGAGAGGUGUUUUGAAAGGGCCAGGAAAAGGCAACUGGCUGAAAAAAAAGAAGAGCUAUACUAUGCUGAUAAGCAACUGAUAAUGGUUCGACGAGCAGCGUUACGGCAAGUCCUAAGUACUGAGCAUCUGCAAUAUCAGCUGGAAUUGAACCACUUGGGCAAGUCAUUCUAUGCAGAGCGGCUGUAAGAAUUAGGCUCCUACAGGCGUAAAGAUCCAGAUCACAAUAAAGACAGCUGCUUUAGUAUAGCACUUCUUGCAUAAAGAUGACCUACCCUCAGUAUAUAAAUAUCAAAUGAAAAUACCAUAGGGAAAACUUAGACUUUUUUUGUUUAAGCAG